Messenger RNA from Vanessa atalanta (red admiral), 1530 nucleotides. RefSeq lists its product as uncharacterized. The coding region runs from base 178 to 1437 and encodes 419 amino acids. The record is from RefSeq and is a predicted model, not a curated record. The transcript has 4 exons. Lineage: Eukaryota; Metazoa; Arthropoda; Insecta; Lepidoptera; Nymphalidae.
UCAAAAUUAAACUUGUCGCCUCACUUAAAUCAUUAAAAGUGGGUUUCAAAAUAAUCUACUUACAUUUUUAGUUUAUUAUUGUAAAUAUUAUAACAAGGCGCUCUGACUGUGAUAAUUCUGAAGUAAACAAAUAUAUUUAAUAUUGCUCAUCUAUACGAAAAAAUUCAGGAUUGCACUAUGGAGAAGGAUGAUUUUACGUCCUUGUUGCAUGUGUCUCCAGCGCUCACUAAUGAUAUGUUGACCAAAGCACUCUCUGAAUGGUUCCACACUGAUGUUGUUUUUACUCACUGGGAGUAUGUAAGUGACACGGGCAAAGGAGACUCCUACUUGAGCGAAUUAAUUCGAAUUCGAAUCCACGGCAACUCCGAAGGUAACCCAUACCACGUACAAGUGAUUUUGAAGAACAUCCCCAAAAAUGCUUGCAGACGAUUAACAUAUAGAAGCGAGGAAUUCUUUCAGAAUGAAAUCAAUUUUUAUCAAAAAGUUCUUCCAACUUUGCUCAAGUUUCAAUCAAAGAAAAAUGUCACAGAUCCCUUUACAAACUACACGAAGCUAUUUUUGGCCGACACCGAUGGCCUGAAUGGAGUUAUAUGCCUCGAAGACGCUGGUUUGGAGAAUUUCGGUAGCGCUGUACGUCAAGAAGGUAUAGAUUUAGAUCAUUGCAAAGUCACUUUCAAAGCGUUAGCCAAAUACCACGCACUCUCGUUUGCUUUGAGAGAUCAAGAACCGGAGACAUUCAAUAGACUGAGCGAUGCUAUCUUUGAAACCUACUACGAUCCUAGACUCUGGAAUUGGUACCGAAAAUUUUGGCACAGGGUAUGCGGCAUUGCUAUUGAUGCGGUCGAGAAAGAAUACCCAAAUUCAAUAUACGAGGAGAAAAUUAAAGAAUUCGCUGUACCGGAAACUUACGAAGACAUGAUAAGGGCAGUCAGGGACAAAACGAACGGUGUCAUUUCGCAUGGCGAUUGUUGGACCAAUAAUUUCCUAUACAAGUACCAAGACGGUGGUCCGAUUGACGCGAAAUUAAUUGACUUCCAGCUAACCAGAUGUGCCAGUCCUGUUCUUGAUAUGUCGUUUGUAAUUGCCGCGUGCACGGAACAAGAAUUGAGAUCCAAACAUUACGAUGAAUUGCUGGAAUAUUAUUAUGAUAUCCUUUCCAAGCAGAUAAGAGAGUUAGGCAGCGAUCCGAAUAAGCUGUAUUCGUGGGAAACGUUUAUGGAAGAAGUGAAGAAAUAUUCUUACUUCGGUUUGGCGUUUAGCUUUGAAUCAACGCCGUUUAUUAUUUUGGCGCCAGAGGACGCCAUCAAUAUGGAGAUGGAGGGUGACAAAAAAAUGAACAUUGAUGAUUUUUGGCAACUUCCACCGUUCAAGACUAAAGCUGGGCGACAGAGGGAAGCCAACAAUGUUGUACAUUGUGUGGACAGGGGUUAUAUAUAAAAAAUUGUACUAAACAUUGUUCUGCACAAUUUAUGUACAUUUCAAUGGCAGGAGAAGUAACGAUAAACAAACUUUAAUGUCAUGUUUUUCAUA